Molecule: messenger RNA, 1380 nt
Organism: Hevea brasiliensis (rubber tree)
Lineage: Eukaryota; Viridiplantae; Streptophyta; Magnoliopsida; Malpighiales; Euphorbiaceae
Exons: 2
Coding region: 385-1161 (258 amino acids)
Cellular component (GO): ribonucleoprotein complex
Molecular function (GO): RNA binding
Source: RefSeq, a predicted model, not a curated record
AAAGUCUCCAACUUUACUAUUCAAGACUGCAACAGUCGCAGCUGCCCUACCACGAGGCCCACAACACCAAACCUCACCGUCCUCCGCCGUUCACUGGACUAGAAUUGAGGUGGGCAUUUGCACUGACUUAGCCCAAAGAUGGUACCUUGGGCCAUGUUCAGCCAGUCCCUCUAAAUCCAAUCCUUUGAGUGAGGGAGCAAACGACGUCGUUGGAUAACACAUUUUCAUCCUCUUUGUCCACCACCCUCCAGGUCCUAAACCAAACGCAGAAGGAGCUCCUAGUUUGAGCAGCAGGUUUAAGAGCAAAGGAAGGAACGAAGAAAUCGAGCAAUCGAAGAAGAAGGAAAGAACAAGUAUUAGAAAAGAAAACAAAUUGUUCAGAGAAUGUUCUACAGAGGUAGAUAUCCUGAUGGUGGCGAUGGUCGUGAAAUGGGUGCAAAACGUCAGCGGUUACUUGAUCAGGGUCCUUCAUUCUAUGGAACUUCCUCUGGUUCAAGUUUUAUGUACAAUCCACCACCUUAUGGAUAUGUUGCCCAGCCUCCACCUUUCCCUGUUGUCCGACUCCGUGGACUCCCCUUUGAUUGCACAGAAACUGAUGUGGCUGAGUUCUUCCAUGGUCUGGACAUAGUUGAUGUUCUUUUUGUCCACAGGGGUGGCAAGUUCACUGGUGAAGCUUUUUGUGUUUUGGGUUAUCCUCUUCAAGUUGAUUUUGCUCUUCAAAAGAAUAGGCAGAACAUGGGCAGGCGAUAUGUUGAGGUUUUCAGAAGUAAGAGACAGGAUUAUUACAAGGCAAUUGCAAAUGAAGUUUCAGAUGCUCGUGGUGGUUCACCAAGGCAAAAUGCUCCGAGGGCUAAAUCUUAUGACGAGGGGAAGGACUCAGCUGAACAUACAGGGGUAUUACGGUUGAGGGGACUGCCAUUUUCUGCUGGCAAGGAUGACAUAAUGGAGUUCUUCAAAGAUUUUGUGUUGUCAGAGGAGUCGGUUCAUAUUACAAUGAACUCAGAGGGGAGGCCAACUGGGGAAGCAUUUGUGGAAUUUGCAAGUGCUGAAGAUUCAAAAGCAGCAAUGGCUAAGGAUAGGAUGACUCUAGGAAGUCGUUAUAUAGAAUUGUUUCCUUCGUCAGUUGAGGAGUUGGAAGAACAAGUUACAAGAGGCCGGUGAUGUUUGCUUCUGUAAUUUGUACUACCGGUGAUGUUCUUGCCUCAUUGUUUAAAUUUUGCUUCAUUACUUUUCAAUUAGUAUGGUUUUGCUGUUGUUUUGCGUUUCAAUGUUUUUUCUCCCUCCUGUUCCUUAGAAUUCCAAAGAAGAACCUAUGCUAUUUAGUCAAAUUUUCUUUUUUUGUGUUCGUUUGUCUAUAAGUUAAUCAUAGCUUUGACAAAA